Molecule: messenger RNA, 985 nt
Organism: Phoenix dactylifera (date palm)
Lineage: Eukaryota; Viridiplantae; Streptophyta; Magnoliopsida; Arecales; Arecaceae
Source: RefSeq, a predicted model, not a curated record
CAAAGCUGCUUUUUAAUUUUCCGUCCUUCCAUUUAUCCGCCGCUCGACUGCCUCUUAACAUCCAGUGAUCAAAACAAAUCUCCUUCUUCUUCUUCCCCCACCCCCCUCUCUUUCUCUCAACCAAACCAAAUACGUCGGGCACUUUCAUGGCGGUCUCAAACCCUAAAAGCCCCCAAAGUAACCAUCUCUCCCCCUAAAACCCUAUCAUGUUUCGAGAAACCCUCGCCCCCUCCCCACCCUAAUCGUGCCCCGAUUCGAAUCUAACUUCCUCUCUCCAAUCGCUGGCGUGCGAGCCUACGCUUGGUGUGGUCUCCUUCUUCUCCCUCUAUCGCUGCCGCUGCUCUGGCCUCCGGAUCCGGUUGGGGCUGCUCGAUCUGUGAGAAUGGAUGCGCGGGAGCCGUCCGGCGUCGUCGGUCUCGCCGGCAGCGGGGGCAAGGAUGGGCCUGCGAACGAGGAGGGACCGCUUUCUGACGCGGAGGGCCUGGCCAAGGAGGCCGCCGUCCUGUUCCAGGGCCGGCGCUUCUCCGAGUGUAUCGAUGUCUUGAAUCAACUUUUGCAGAAGAAAGGCGAUGAUCUGAAGGUUCUUCACAACAUUGCUGUUGCAGAAUACUUCCAUGAUGGUUGUUCUGAUCCCAGCGAAGCUGCUUGACGUGCUCAAUAACAUUAAGGUAAGACUAAGAUGACAAGUAAUUCCAUAUUCUGCUUGUUGGUUGGGCAAUAUAAUAUUUAUCUUCAUCGUAAAGUGUUUUUUUUAACCGUUUUAUUGGCAGACUGAAUGCUUAACUACGAUUAUUAUGGAGCAGAAGUGCUAACUAUUGUUGUUGAGGUCCUUGUUAUUAUAUGGAAAUCUCAUGCCAAUGUUGUAGAUUUCUUGGAACAAUGUAUAUUGUAUACUUUGUUCCAAGAAUUUGAGUCUUGGUUGCUCCCAGCCUGUACUGGGCAUCUUAGAUAAGGUUGCAGACAGAGUCCUAGGAUGUGCGUUGGU